Molecule: messenger RNA, 3186 nt
Organism: Musa acuminata subsp. malaccensis (wild Malaysian banana)
Lineage: Eukaryota; Viridiplantae; Streptophyta; Magnoliopsida; Zingiberales; Musaceae
Product: receptor-like protein kinase HSL1
Biological process (GO): protein phosphorylation
Molecular function (GO): ATP binding; protein kinase activity; protein binding
Source: RefSeq, a predicted model, not a curated record
UACAAAUCAUUUAAGCUUGGCACAGAGAACACCACCGCCAUGGCGGCGCUCCUCUCUCUCUUCCUCCUCUUCUGUUUCCUUCCCUCUCGUUCCCUCUCCCUCACCCAAGAUGGCCUUCACCUCCUCGACGCCAAGAGCUCCCUCGACGACCCCGACAGCUCCCUCUCCGACUGGAGCCCAUCGGACGCCACCCCCUGUAACUGGACCGGCGUCACCUGCGCCUCGCCUCCCCUCUUCCCCGCGGUCACCGCCCUCGACCUGUCGGACCUCGGCCUUGUCGGACCAUUCCCUUCCCCGCUCUGCCGCCUCCUCGACCUAUCCUCUCUCUCCCUCUCGCUCAACUCCCUCAACUCCUCCCUCUCCUCCUCCUCCUUCCUCGGCUGCUACUCCCUCACCCGCCUCGACCUCUCGCAGAACUUCUUCACCGGGCCUCUCCCCGCCUUCCUUCCCUCCCUCCUCCCGCGCCUCUCAUAUCUCGACCUCUCCGACAACAACUUCUCUGGUCCGAUCCCUUCUUCAUUCGGGCAGUUCGCCUCUCUCCGUAGCCUCUCUUUGGUUGGCAAUCUUCUCUCCGGUCCCGUGCCUGCUUUCCUCUCCAACCUCUCCUCUCUUCACGAACUCAACCUCUCUUACAACCUCUUCACUCCCACGCCACUUCCUCCUUCGUUGGCCAACCUCACCUCGCUUCGCGUCCUCUGGCUCGCUAGCUGCAACCUCAUCGGUAGCAUUCCGCCGUCUCUCGGCCGCCUUUCCAAUCUCACCGACCUCGACCUGUCUUACAACUCGAUCUCCGGGGACAUCCCCAAUUCCCUCGCCGUCCUCUCCUCUGUCGUCCAGAUUGAGCUCUAUUCCAACCAUCUCACCGGUCCCGUUCCCAGCGGCCUGUCGAACCUCACCGAGCUCCGGCUCUUUGAUGCCUCCAUGAACCAGCUAUCCGGGCAGAUACCUGAAGACGUAUUUCUUGCUCCCAGCCUCGAAAGUUUCCACCUUUACGAGAAUAACCUCACCGGAGCAAUCCCUUCCACCAUCACCCGCUGCGACAACCUCGCGGAGCUCCGGCUGUUCUCGAACCAGCUUGACGGGCCUCUCCCAGCCGACUUUGGCAAGAAUUCUCCACUGAAGUUCGUCGAUCUUUCGGAUAAUCUCCUCUCGGGAGAGAUUCCGGCUGGGAUUUGUGGUGGUGACAUGCUGGAUCAGCUUCUUUUGCUUGACAACAUGUUCUCCGGUUCUCUGCCGGAGAGCCUAGGCCAGUGUUCAACGCUUACGCGAGUCCGACUGCUGAACAACCAUCUCUCCGGCGAGGUUCCCUCUGCUUUCUGGGGCUUGCCACAUGUAUGGCUUCUCGAGCUUGCUGGGAACUCCUUCACCGGUGGUAUAUCCCCGGCAAUCUCCGGCGCCACCAAUCUCUCUAAACUCGUGAUAUCUAACAAUCAAUUCGAAGGUCGAAUCCCAGAAGAAAUGGGAGCUCUGUCAAAUCUGUAUGAGUUCUCUGCUGCCAAUAACCGGUUGACAGGGCCGCUCCCUGAAGGGCUCGUGAACUUUGCAUCGCUCGGGCUGCUUGAUCUCCAUAACAAUUCCCUCUCGGGCGAGCUCGUUAGCGGAGUUCGAUGGUGGAAAAAGCUCAUCCGGUUGAACCUCGCCAACAACGAGUUCACUGGCUCGAUACCCCCUGAACUGGGCGACCUCCCGGUGCUCAACUAUCUCGACCUCUCCGGAAACCAGCUUACCGGGACGAUCCCCCUUGAGUUGCAGAACUUGAAGCUUAACGACUUCAACCUCUCAAACAAUCAGCUUUCCGGUACUCUGCCUCCCCAGUUCGCAACGCGGAUCUAUGAAAACAGCUUCUUGGGCAAUCCGGGACUGUGCGUCGACGUGAAUGCGCCUUGUGCCGGUCAAAGAAGAGGUGGCAACUCUAUUCGCUAUGGAUUCCCUUGGCUGCUUCGAUCAAUCUACAUCCUCUCCGCUUCGGCCCUUGUUGCUGCAGCGGCCUGGUUCUACUGGAAGAACCAGAGUUCCAAGGAGGUGAAUCGUGCUUCGGAAAAGCCCAACUGGAUGCUCACUUCUUUCCACAAACUGGGUUUCAGCGAGUACGAGAUCGCGGGCUGCCUGGACGAGGACAACGUGAUCGGUAGCGGUGCUUCCGGGAAGGUCUACAAGGCAGUGCUCAGCAAUGGAGAGGUCGUGGCAGUGAAGAAGCUCCGGGAAACGCCCGGGAAGACCGAUGUCUUCCAAAGCGUGGACGACGGAUUCGAGGCCGAGGUUGCCACUUUGGGGAAGAUCAGGCACAAGAACAUCGUCAAGUUGUGGUGUUGUUGCACGCACAAGGACUGUAAGCUGCUGGUUUACGAGUACAUGCCCCAUGGGAGCUUAGGCGACCUGCUGCACGGCAGCAAGGGCCGGCUGUUGGACUGGCCGACGAGGUACAAGAUCGCGGUGGACGCUGCCGAGGGUCUGUCGUAUCUACACCAUGACUGCGUUCCUCCGAUCGUUCACAGAGAUAUUAAAUCGAACAACAUCUUGUUGGACGAUGAAUUCGGGGCCAAAGUGGCAGAUUUUGGCGUUGCAAAGGCCAUCGUCGGCAAGGAUCCAAUGUCCAUGUCCAUCGUCGCUGGUUCGUGUGGAUACAUCGCACCAGAGUACGCAUACACACUCCGCGUGAACGAGAAGAGUGAUAUAUACAGCUAUGGCGUGGUCAUUCUGGAGCUCGUCACGGGGAGACGUCCGGUGGAUCCCGAGCUGGGAGAAAAGGACUUGGCGAGAUGGGUGCAGAGCACGGUGGAGCAGAGGGGAGUGGACCAUGUCCUCGACCCCAAGCUCGACGUGUGCUACAAGGACGAGAUGUGCAAGGUCCUUGACAUUGGCCUCCUCUGCGCCAGCAUCUUGCCCAUCAGUCGUCCGUCGAUGAGGACGGUCAUCAAGAUGCUGUUCGAGGUGGGUUCUGAGAACAAACAGCUCAAGCCUGCAGAGGACCGCAACCAGGUCUCCUUGCUGCCAUGAAGAUGCCUAUGGUCGUGGGGACUUUUCCUAGACGUGGCUGCGGAGGCAAAAACGCCCAUGGUUUUGGCAAUUGCAAGAAGGUUGCUGAUCCAGAAUCCCUAUGCCCGGGUAGUAAACAUAUACUAUUAUAUAAAAAAAUUUAAUAUCAAAUUUUAAAAUUAAAUAAUAAUAUAUAUUUAAAUUUACGAU